Molecule: messenger RNA, 313 nt
Organism: Penaeus monodon (black tiger shrimp)
Lineage: Eukaryota; Metazoa; Arthropoda; Malacostraca; Decapoda; Penaeidae
Product: keratin, type II cytoskeletal 2 epidermal-like
Exons: 2
Coding region: 1-225 (74 amino acids)
Source: RefSeq, a predicted model, not a curated record
AUGAUUAAGACUGUAAUCUUACUGGCCUGUGCUGCCUUUCUUGUGGCUAAUGCCGGAGCCAACCCUGUGCCUGAACCCGGUUUUGGUGGACACGGAGGUUUCGGACACGGUGGAUUUGGACGCGGUGGAUUCGGACACGGUGGAUUUGGACACGUCGGAUUUGGACACGGUGGAUUUGGACACGGUGGAUUUGGACAUGGUGGCUUCGGGGGUUAUGGUCGCUAAAAUAAAACCAAUUUGUAAAAUUCAGACCAUGAAAUAAAGUGAAAUAACUCGAAGUUGAGGUUUCUAAAAAUCAUAAAGCCUAAGAAAA